UUCCUCGAACCUUCCUAGAAUCAUACUUCACACUGGUUUAUCACACUGCUGCCAGCUGGAUAAGAGCAAGAGCAUCCAUCCAUUCGGCUCAUGGUUCUUUCUGCCAUACCGGUAAUCAUCACAUACCGUAACCAUGUCUCUAUCUUUUGCUCUGUCCUAUCUUCAUUCCUCCCCAGUUCCGUCGCAGUCUUCGGUCCGGUUGCAUUUUGGGCGACGCCUGAGUCCCCCGUAUCUUAACCUUUCCAGCACUGCCGUAAUCGAACUCCUAGUUCCGCUCCUCCUGUUAUCCCCUACAAUUCAAGCCACGCCCGUUGAGUAUGACUCCGACCCCCCGCCCCGGCCCGCCGUGGAUAUCGUCAAAAACUUCUUCGGACGCCUCGGGCAAGGCGCGAGCAAUGUACUGAACGUCAAUUACCUGAACGCGCAGAAGGCCGCGUACGGGGACGAACGAGCGACGCUGGAUCGGGAGUCCGGGAUCAUCACCGUCGAAACCAAGCGACACGUUGCCCAGCAGCCCAUGUUCUUGAAGUUCCCACGUAAAGGCAUCGCUAGAAAGUGGCAGAAGGGACAUCAGAUUAUCUUGACGGCUCGAGAUGACCCAGCGCCGGCGAAACGUGAAUCCUCAUCUGCGAUUCCCGAUCCGCUCAACUACGAUUUCAUCAGGUCCAUCUUCCGGCGGAACGAACCAGGAGACCGCCGACAACUCGUUGCCACAUUGGCCGAUGACUCGACCUUGACCACCCACGGUGACGCAGACUCGGCUGCAACCACGGCCAACGAAAACGUAUUAGCCGUUCAUCCAUUUUCCUCGAACAGCGCGAGUAGGAUCGUCCACGAUGAUCCACAAAACCACUGCUCCCAUGACAUUUGCUCCACCGAAACUGUCGGCCACGAAAACGUGCUGGCCGUUCAUCCAUUCUCGCAUAGUGCGAGUGGUAUCGUCCAUGAUGAUCCACGGAAGCACGGCUCUCACGACGAUAGUUCAAUCAAUAAGGUUCUCCAGGAAAAUGUGCUGGCGGUUCAUCCAUUGUCCGCGAAUAGUGCGAGUGGCAUCGUCCACGAUGAUUCACGAAAGCACGGCUCUCACGACGAUAGUUCAAUCAAUAAGGUUCUCCAGGAAAAUGUGCUGGCGGUUCAUCCAUUGUCCGCGAAUAGUGCGAGUGGCAUCAUCCACGAUGAUUCACGAAAGCACGGCUCUCACGACGAUCCACGGAAGCAUGGCUCCCACGACGCUGGCUCAACCGGGACCAUCGGCCGGGAACACAUGUUGGCGGUUCAUCCAUCCACCUCAAACACCGGCACCGUCCACAACGAUCCGCUGAAGCACGGCACCGACGAUGCGAAAGUGGCGGGAUUCGUUCAAGACCUCCCAUCCACCGAGUCGCAAGGACGUCCCCCUAUCACUGCCGGCCUCGUCCAUCUCUCCACCACCGGGAAGCAGUACAAUCGGCGCCAGCUGAUGCAGGGGAACAGCGUGCUCAAUGGGAUCAUUCGGUGGCUGCCCACGGUGGAGGAGGUUGGGGUUAGGGCCAUCUAUGACGAGUAUAGAAAUAGGGCGGAGCCGGCGAAUGCUACGGAGCUGAUUGCCGUGGUGAAUAGCGGGUGGAACUUGAAUGUGUUGGGUUGGUGGCAAUGGAGCUUGCUCGGAGUUUGCUCUUUCGUCGGUCUAUUCCUCUAGCUGCACUUCUGUGGUUGCAUAGACGUGUCUUU
Eremomyces bilateralis CBS 781.70 is the source of this 1710-nucleotide messenger RNA. RefSeq lists its product as uncharacterized. The record is from RefSeq and is a predicted model, not a curated record. Bases 134 to 1678 code for a protein of 514 amino acids. NCBI's taxonomy places the organism in Eukaryota, Fungi, Ascomycota, Dothideomycetes, Eremomycetales, Eremomycetaceae. The transcript has 2 exons.